Jatropha curcas is the source of this 1274-nucleotide messenger RNA. RefSeq names its product cell wall integrity/stress response component. Lineage: Eukaryota; Viridiplantae; Streptophyta; Magnoliopsida; Malpighiales; Euphorbiaceae. The record is from RefSeq and is a predicted model, not a curated record.
UCAGCAAAGAUGAAAUCGUUUUCUCACCUCACAGAAUCACACUCAUUCCCUUUCUGGAAACAACCCCAAUUCUGUUCCUUUUGGCCUUUUCUUCUCUUCUCUUCUCUCUUGGUGCAGCACAGUGUUUGGCUAUGGCGUUUGCUCAGUACUUGCUAGCUGUUCCCGUUGAGACUUCAACUCAUCCAAAAAUCACGAUCCUCAACUCUACCGCUUCUUCUUCUUCUGCCGCUUCUUCUUCUUGUUCUUCUUUAUAUUUCUCGUCUUCAUCUAAUUGGUCUAAGGCUCAAAAACUCUCUUUCUUUCCUAAACUUCAAAGAAUCGGACAUAAAGCUAAAGCUAUGCCACAAGAAUCUGAAGUCAGUUUAGCUGCAGAUGCCUUUACUCAUUUCAAGCAUCUGCUUCUGCCAAUCACAGACAGGAAUCCUUAUCUUUCUGAGGGCACAAGACAGGCUGCUGCUACAGCUGCUGCAUUGGCUAAGAAAUAUGGGGCUGACAUCACUGUUGUGGUUAUUGAUGAAAAGGAGAGAGAGUCAUUGCCAGAGCAUGAAACUCAAAUGUCUAGCAUUCGCUGGCAUCUAUCUGAAGGUGGAUUCCAGGAAUUCAAGUUAUUGGAGCGGCUCGGCGAAGGGAACAAGCCCACAGCCAUCAUUGGUGAUGUUGCUGAUGAACUGAACUUAGAUUUGGUAGUCAUAAGCAUGGAGGCAAUUCAUUCCAAGCAUGUGGAUGCUAACUUAUUGGCUGAGUUCAUCCCUUGCCCUGUCUUGCUUUUACCGUUAUAAACCCAGCGUUUUUCCCAGGAGAAGAAACCAGCAAGUAUACUGAAAGUGUCAGUUUUCUCCUGGUGGGGCUUUUAGUUUUGGUCUAGUUUUUUUGUUUCUAGUGUGAGUUAUGUUUUGUGGAUGGCUUGGGUUGACAAAGGCAGUUUUUUGAGUUUCUAAUAGUGUGGGGUUGUGAAUAGGUAAGCCUAGUUAACCCUGGGGAAAGGGGUCAAGCCUACUCUUGGUGGUGUUUUUGUAAUUUACAUUAGAUGUAACCUGUGAUUGGUUAUUUUUUCUAGCUGCUGAUGUUUGGGAGUUGUUUUGCAUUCAACUUUGAUCAUCAGACUUUUUCCAGCUAAAAUUUCUGUAGCUUUUAUAGCCAGGGUUGAAGUUGUAGUACUAGUACAUGGUGGGCCCAAUAUGGAGGAAUUGGAAUACCUCCAUUUUUGUUUCCUGGCCCAAUGGGCCUUUGAUUAUAUUAAAUGCACAUUAGUGGUAUCUUUUAAAACUUUAAAA